CUCCAGUUCGUUUGACCUUCGCCUCGAAGUUGACAGGAAUCGGUCCAUUCCUUAAAGCUUUCACGAUUUAAGUGACGCAGUCCGCCCUAACAUCAAUGCCUCCAAACGAUAAAUACCGUGGUGCUGUUAUAGAGGACCUGCAACUUCCCCCUGCAUUCUGUUUACCCUCCACCGAAUCCGUAUCUCGCGCAAUGGAGUCAGCAUAUGAUCGUGACUUUUCCCAUAUUCCCAUCCUAAACCGCGAUCGGCGUCCUCUCGGGUACGUUGACGUCGCUGCUCUGAAAGAAAAGUGGGAAGCAGGCACAGCAUCACCAAACGACUCCAUCAGUAAAUACAUGACCAAGUUCAAUCGUAGCGCGUCUCAGUAUCACACCCUCAUAACUCCCUUGACGCCCCUUGCGGAACUGGCAGAGUUUUUGCGCCCCCGAAGUGUUCCUGUUCACCGCUCACUCUACCUUCUCGAAGUGCCGAGUAUAGCUGUCGUCUUGCGGUGGCAUAGUGAGAGAAUUGGUCAGUGCAAAUGGCAAGGGGUUCUUGACCGACCUCGCUCUAUGGUUCGCGCUCGCUAUACCAAGCAUAUACGUACACAAAUUCUAUGAUCCACCACCCUCAAUUUGCACUAUCCCUGAGGUUCAGAACCUGCUUGGCUCGAUAAAUUCACGAUA
Messenger RNA from Suillus subaureus, 665 nucleotides. RefSeq lists its product as uncharacterized. NCBI's taxonomy places the organism in Eukaryota, Fungi, Basidiomycota, Agaricomycetes, Boletales, Suillaceae. The record is from RefSeq and is a predicted model, not a curated record. The transcript is spliced from 6 exons. The coding region runs from base 96 to 599 and encodes 167 amino acids.